AGGUCUUUUCUGAAUGGCCCACUGUGAUCCUGCUAUUUAAAGCCUAAUGAAGUUGACACCUUGCUGACAAUGUGGAGAAAUCAUGACAGAGAACGUGGUUUGCACUGGGGCAUUUCAUGCUGCGAAGGAAGUUUGGGAAGAAAGAAUAAAGAAACACAAUGAAGAUCUGAAGCGGGAGAAGGAAUUUCAACAGAAACUAGUCCGGAUUUGGGAAGAACGAGUAAGCUUAACAAAACUAAAAGAAAAGGUCACCAGAGAAGAUGGAAGACUCGUUUUGAAGAUAGAAAAAGAAGAAUGGAAGACUCUCCCUUCUUCUUUACUGAAACUCAAUCAACUACAGGAAUGGCAACUUCAUAGAACUGGUUUGUUGAAAAUUCCUGAAUUCAUUGGACGGUUCCAGAAUCUUAUUGUACUAGAUUUAUCUCGAAAUACAAUUUCAGAGAUACCAAGAGGAAUUGGACUACUUACUAGACUUCAAGAACUGAUUCUUAGCUACAACAAAAUCAAAACUGUCCCCAAGGAACUAAGUAAUUGUGCCAGCUUGGAGAAACUAGAACUGGCUGUCAACAGAGAUAUAUGUGAUCUUCCACAAGAGCUCAGCAAGCUGUUCAAACUCACUCACCUCGAUCUGAGUAUGAACCAGUUUACUACCAUCCCUCCCGCUGUGUUGAACAUGCCUGCGCUUGAGUGGCUAGAUAUGGGAAGCAACAGACUUGAGCAACUUCCUGAAACCAUAGAAAGAAUGCAAAAUCUACAUACAUUAUGGCUACAGAGGAAUGAAAUAACAUGCUUACCAGAAGCAAUCAGCAACAUGAAAAAUCUGGGUACUCUUGUUCUCAGCAAUAAUAAAUUGAAAGAUAUUCCAGCAUGCAUGGAAGAAAUGGCAAAUCUGAGGUUUGUCAACUUCAGAGACAACCCACUGAAACUGGAAGUAACACUUCCUCCCAGUGCAUGCACAGAUGAAGAGGAGGACCAGGAACUAUUUGGCCUUCAGUUUAUGCAUACAUACAUACAGGAGUCACGGAAAGCAGAUCAGCAAGUCAACUGUUCAACUGCUUUAUUAAUGUCUAUAAAUACUGAUGGAUAAUGUAAUUCAAAAUGCCCUGGUGAAGAGGAUUACUUUAAGAAUUUGGUGAAUUCUCUGGACUUCUGAAGUAAAAAAACAAUGUUUUGCCAAAGUUUAAUGAGGCUACAGUAUUUAUAAAGUUUGUAUUGUCUGGUAUGUAUAUUUUUGUAUGUGUAAAAAUUUUCUUUUGUGGAAGACAGGAGAUAUCUGAAUUUCUUUUCCAUUAACCAGUUGUUUGUAGUGAAGAAGAAGGAAUUGGUAAGGCCGUUAACAAUACAUUUUCCAGAGACACCAAAGGGUCUAUAUAGUUCUGUAAAGCAGGACUGAAUCCCUUGUGCUGUAAAUACUGAACUCGGCCUUGAUCAAUCAGCAGUUUACAAAGAUGCCCUAUCUUCUUCUUUUCUUCAACAGUGAGAAUC
This is a messenger RNA of Dipodomys ordii (Ord's kangaroo rat), 1485 nucleotides long. RefSeq names its product leucine rich repeat containing 39 (gene Lrrc39). Gene Ontology annotation, molecular function: protein binding. The coding region runs from base 83 to 1087 and encodes 334 amino acids. NCBI's taxonomy places the organism in Eukaryota, Metazoa, Chordata, Mammalia, Rodentia, Heteromyidae. The transcript has 8 exons. The record is from RefSeq and is a predicted model, not a curated record.